AUGAGCUGCACCCUUAGCCUGGAGCCCCCUCAGAUCCUGCAGCACCCCAAGAUCCUGGAGCCCCCCCAGAGCCUGGAGCACUCCGAGAUCCUGGAGCACCCCCAGAGCCUAGAGCACCUCAAGUCCUGGAGACCCCCAAAUCCUGGAGUACCCCCAAAAUCCUGGAGCACCCGAGAUCCUGGAGCACCCCCAAGUCCUGGAGCACCCCUGGAUUCUGGAACACCCCCGGAUCCUGUAGCACCCCCAGAGCUGGAACACCCCCAGACCCUGCAGCACUCCAAGACCCUGGAGCCCCCCCGGAUCCUGGAGCCCCCCGAGAUCCUGGAGCCCCCCGAAGCCCUGGAGCCCCCCCGAGUGACCCCGGCCCCCUGCGGGGGGGUCCCCGCGGAGCUCCCGCCCCCGAGGCGCCGCUGCGUGUCCGUCCUGGAGCCCGGCACGGCCUGGGAUGAGGAGGAGGAGGGGGAGGAAGGGCGCGGGGUGUCCCUGCGGAGAGCCGGGGCGCCCCUGGAUCCUUUCCGCCGGCACAGCUGGGAGCCGGGCCGGGACCCGCGGGGCAUCCCGGGCUACGAGCACCUCAGAUCCUGGAACACCCCCAAGUCCUGCAGCCCCCCGAAAUCCUGGAGCACCCCCAAGUCCUGGAGCACCCCCGGAUCCUCUUUGGGGGUGUCCCCCCCUCGAGAGCCAUUUUGGGGUUGUCCCCUCCUCGGGACCCGCUUUGGGGGUGUCCCCGAGCUGACGGUCCCCGUUGUCCCCCAAACCCAAACUGGGAUCCAUCCCUGCCUCGGGGGGGACACCCCCAAUUCCCUGCUCACCCCUCGGGCCCCACUUUGGGGAUGUCCCCCAUCCUCGGGCCCCGUUUUGGGGGGUGUCCCCUCCCCUCGGGGACCCACUUUGGGGGUGUCCCCCCCUCGGGUCCCGCUUUGGGGGUUGUCCCCGGCUGACGGUGCCCGUGUCCCCCCCAGCGGGAGCCCCGAGCAGCCGGGGGGGCUGUGCCGGCCCCGCCGCGACCCCCGCAGAGCCCCCCUGGUGCACAGCAGCGACGAGCUGGACUCGCUGCUCUGGCAGGACGAGGAGGAUGAGGAGGAGGACGAGGCCGAUGUCAGGCGGGCACAGGAGGACGCGCGGAGGCUCCGGGGCUGGUCCCGCUUCAAAUCCGCGUCCCUCGGUGUCAUCGCCAGCGUCCCCGGUGAGGCCGCGGCCGAAAUCCCCCCGUUCGCCUCCCAGCAGAGCCUGCUCGGCGGCGCCGGGAGCCGCGAGCGGCUGGCGGGGAGGCGGGGACCCCCCCGGGCCGGGAAGGGACCCCCCUGGACAGGACCCUCAGCUUCAUCCGCAGGAUGA
Passer domesticus (house sparrow) is the source of this 1338-nucleotide messenger RNA. RefSeq names its product basic proline-rich protein-like. Lineage: Eukaryota; Metazoa; Chordata; Aves; Passeriformes; Passeridae. The transcript has 6 exons. Bases 1 to 1338 code for a protein of 445 amino acids. The record is from RefSeq and is a predicted model, not a curated record.